Messenger RNA from Alnus glutinosa, 1608 nucleotides. Its product is annotated as endoglucanase 16. The coding region runs from base 1 to 1458 and encodes 485 amino acids. The transcript is spliced from 8 exons. The record is from RefSeq and is a predicted model, not a curated record. NCBI's taxonomy places the organism in Eukaryota, Viridiplantae, Streptophyta, Magnoliopsida, Fagales, Betulaceae. Gene Ontology annotation, molecular function: hydrolase activity, hydrolyzing O-glycosyl compounds. Gene Ontology annotation, biological process: carbohydrate metabolic process.
AUGGGUGCAUACGCAAGAGAAUUGGCCGCCAUUGCUGUGGCUUGGCUCGCUCUGUUUGAUGGGUUUUUGGUUGCCGUUAAUGGUCAAUAUAACUACAAGGAUGCACUCACCAAAUCCAUUAUUUUCCUAGAGGCACAGAGAUCAGGGAAGCUCCCCGCAGAUAACAGGCUAUCUUGGAGAGAGGACUCGGCUCUCGAAGAUGGGAAACUUGCCAAUGUGGACCUUGUUGGGGGAUAUUAUGAUGCCGGCGACAAUGUGAAAUACGGGCUUCCCAUGGCCUUCACAGUUACAUCUCUGUCAUGGGCUGCUCUGUUUUACAAGUCGGAGCUACAAGCGGCCGGAGAGUUGGAAAAUGUCCACUCCGCCAUUCGUUGGGGCACAGAUUAUUUUCUUAAAGCCACUUCCCGACGUCAACGAUUAUAUGUGCAGGUGGGAGACCCGGUGCAAGAUCAUCAAUGCUGGAUUCGACCGGAAAACAUGCAAACCCCACGGACGGUCCUGAGGAUUGAUGAGAACACGCCCGGAACUGAGAUUGCGGCAGAAACUGCGGCAGCAAUGGCUGCUUCUUCAAUUGUGUUUAGAGGCACAGAUCAUCCGUAUUCUCGUCGUCUCCUCAACAAAGCCAAAUUGCUUUUUAAAUUCGCCAAAUCACACAAGGGAAGCUUUGACGGAGAAUGUCCCUUCUAUUGUUCUUACUCAGGCUAUAAUGAUGAGCUGUUGUGGGCGGCGUCUUGGCUAUACUCUGCGACGAGGAGCUCCGUGUAUUUGAAGUACAUACAAGAAGAAUCCAUCAGUGCUGUUGUAGCUGAGUUUAGCUGGGACCUCAAAUAUGCUGGAGCCCAAAUCCUUCUCUCAGAGCUGUUUUUUGAAGGAGAGAAGAGCUUCGAAACCUUCAAGAAACAAGCUGACAGUUUCGUAUGUUCGGUCCUUCCUGAUAGCCCCUAUCACCAAAUUUACGUCUCUCCAGGUGGUUUAAUUCACCUGAGAGAUGGGGCCAACACUCAAUACGUUACCGGAACAGCUAUGUUGUUUAGCAUCUACAGUGAUGUGCUUGCCAAACACAACAAAAAAGUUUCUUGUGGAAACCAACAGUUCGACCCAGCCCACCUCGUCGCUUUCGCUAAGCAACAGAUGGAUUACUUGCUGGGAAGCAACCCAGAACAAAGGUCAUACAUGGUUGGAUUUGGAAAAUCUCCACCAACACAAGCGCACCACAGAGGCGCAUCUGUCCCCAGGUUGUCAAAAGACGAAGCUGUGAGCUGUGCCAUAAGCUUCGUAAACUGGUUCAAUAAAGACGGACCAAACCCUAAUGAGCUUACCGGCGCCAUUGUUGGUGGGCCUGACCGGCUCGAUAACUUCAAUGAUAAGCGCUGGGAUUCUUCCAUGACUGAGCCAUGCACGUACAUUAAUUCGCUCGCAGUUGGUCCCCUAGCAAAGCUGGCAUCGAGCCACGUCUAACUCUGUUGUUUUAUACGUGGAGAUCAUGCAGAUUUAUGUAUGUGCGUACGUAAAACAUGAAUUUCAAAAGAUUUUUCAGAGCUUUAUGGCUGUAGGUAUUAGCUGGAUUAAUCUUGUGUCUAUGCAGGGAAGAAUAGCCUUCAAAAUUAA